Messenger RNA from Dovyalis caffra, 2523 nucleotides. Lineage: Eukaryota; Viridiplantae; Streptophyta; Magnoliopsida; Malpighiales; Salicaceae. The record is from the annotation of a GenBank genome assembly.
AUGGCGGAGGAGGAGGUUGUGGCACCGGCUGCGAUUCCAGUGGCUUCGGAUCACAAGAGAAAGCUGGAAGAUUUAGAGCCGGAAACUCUAGAAGAAGAUGAGCCUAGUCCAGCCGACAAGCAGGAGCCUGAAGAGGAUGAGAACGCUGAUGAUGUGGAGGAUGGUGGUUCGCCUGAGUCUAAGCGGCUAAGGAUUGAUGAAAGCAAAACCGAUGGGUUAGCUAGCGAAAAUGGUUUCAAAAGAGAUAAGUCAGGUGAACAUGAUAAGGAAGAAGCUGAAGAGCCGAAUGUUGAGAAUGAGCAAGAGAAGGAUAAUAAUGUUGAGCCUCUAUCUGAGGAGGUACCGGAAACAACUGGUAAAGAACCAAAUGCAGAUAAUCAGGAGACCAAUAAUACUGAACAAGCUACUGUUGAUGAUUCCAAGAAUGAGGAUGCUGAGAAACCGUCUUUAGAGGAUGCUGAGAAACCAUCUUUAGAGGAUGCUGGAAAGCUGUCCGAGGAGGCCGAGGAACAUCUAUCAGAGGAUCAAACAACAUCGCGUAAAAUGGAGGUUCCGAAUGACAAGGUUGGGGUUCUUAUUGGCAAGGGUGGAGAUACUAUACGUUACCUGCAGUAUAAUUCUGGGGCAAAAAUUCAAAUCACAAGGGAUGCUGAAGCUGAUCCACAAUCCACAACAAGGCCAGUGGAAUUAAUAGGGACUUUAAGUAGUAUAAGUAAGGCUGAGAAGCUCAUCAAUGCAGUGAUAGCAGAGGCUGAUGCUGGGGGUUCACCAUCUCUCGUAGCUAUGGGCCUUGCUACUAGUGCACAAAAUGAUGGUGUGGGAGAUCAGCUGGAGAUUCCAGUUCCAAAUGAGAAGGUUGGUCUAAUCAUAGGACGGGGUGGGGAAACCAUCAAAGGUCUUCAAGCCAAAUCAGGGGCUCGCAUUCAGUUGAUACCUCAGCAUCUUCCAGAAGGGGAUGGAUCUAAAGAAAGAACAGUGCGUGUAACUGGAGAUAAAAGGCAAAUUGAGAUGGCCAGAGAAAUGAUAAUGGAUGUCAUGAAUCAGAUUUGGCUUUUGCCUUUCCCAUGGGGUCAGCAUUGCUUUUUUGGUGUAGCAAUAGACAGCCACUAUUCACUCUCAUCAACCGAAGAGAGGUAUCAGGCAUUAAAUUUCGCAAUUGCAGGGGAUGGUAAUAGUUGGAUUUUAGGAUAUGCAUUGGUUCUGAAAAUGUCUGAAGUUGUUGCUCUUUAUAUUAAUGUCAGUGCAUGUCUUGAACUUCGUGACCAUACUGUGAGGCCAUCAACUCUCUCUAGCAGCUUUAACCAGCAGCAGUCCUAUCGACCCCGUGGACCCACUGGUCCAGGUCACUGGGGUCCACGUGGUCAUCAUUCAAACCAGCAAAUGCCGUAUGAUUAUCAGCAUCGGGGUCCAUAUCCAUCCCAUGGUUCGCAGUAUCCUCCAACUUAUGGUGGUUAUCCUCCACAACAGAUGGCUCCAAGAAGUAACUACAGUUCUGGUUGGGAGCAAAGACCUCAUGCUAACAUGCAGGGCCCUAAUAUGCACGGUGGCAGCUAUGAUUACUAUAGUGGCCAAGGAGGUCAUGUAUCUGAUCAUCCAGUUUCUGCCCCAAUGUCUACUCCCAUUCCUGGGCAUGUUUCUCGUCAUUCCCCUGCCCCUGUUAUGGGUGGACCUCCAUCUCAGGUGAAUUACAACUAUGGACAGUCCCAUGGCCCUGAUUAUGGGCAUCAAGCUCCCUAUUCCCAGGCAGCACCUUCUCACCAGAGCUACGGGCAUGGAUACGAUGAACCGAAGUAUCCUUAUGGGCAUGGAAGUUCUCAGCCAGCUUAUCCACAGGCGAGCAAUCAAGCAGGCUAUGGGGCACAGCAGCAAUAUGGCAAGCAGCCAUCGUAUGGCAUGCCAUCACAGGGACCACCUCCCCAAUCAUAUGGCCCUCCGAGGCCUGGUCAACCAGGAGAUAUGUCUUAUCAAGUUUCCAUGCAAUCAAGUCAGUCAUAUGGUCAAAAUGCACCACCACAACAGCAGUAUCCAUAUGCAUCAAGUGGACCCAUGCAGCAAGCAUAUCCUCCUUAUGGGUCUGGAUCAGCAUCCGAUGGGUAUAAUCAGGCACCACCUGCAUCUGGCCCAGGUUAUCCUCAGCAAGGUGCCCAGCCUGUUCCAACUUAUGGACAGCCUGGCGGACAAGCAGCAACUGGCUAUGGACAGGUUACUGCUGCGGGCUAUGGGGGAUAUCCAUCGUCACAACAAGGUUAUCCUGAGCAGCAAGCUGCGAACAAUGCAGGUUAUGGCUACCAAGGGUCUCAAGAUCCUGCUUACAGUACUGGCCCUGCAUAUUGUGCACCAACCAGCCAGCAGGCUUAUGCUCAACCAACACCAACUCAGCCGAGUUAUGAUCAGUCUGUCCCACAAUCGGCUGGUUAUGGAGCUGCUCCAGCAACUGCACCAGUUGGUUAUGGGAAAACUGUGUCUCCACAGCCUGGUUAUCCUCAAUAUGACUCAACCCAGAUGUAUGCUGCACCACGCUGA